UUUUUGUUUGUUUGUUUGUUUUUGUUUUUUGUUUUUUGUUUUUUCUUGCUGCGUGAAGCUAUCAAUUAACCAAAGCUUUGUGGGGAAGUCAAUGUUUGAACAAACAAAAACGAUAUGAAAUAGGCAAUUAACCAUGAUGUUGCAUCUCAUCAAACAGGUGAUUCUCUGAUGGACCAAUGAAAGCCAACAAUGACAAGUUGUGGUCAACAGUCCUUGAAUGUGCUGAUGGUUCUGGUUUCAUUGCUCUUGUCAGCAGUGUUGUCCGCACAUUUUCGGGUCUGCGAGCCAUAUACAGACUACAAAGGACGCUACCACUUUGGUUUUCACUGCCCCCGUCUUUCUGACAAUAAAUCUUACAUCUUUUGCUGUCACCAUAACAACACAGUAUUUAAAUACUGCUGCAAUGAGACAGAAUUUCAGACUGUUAUGCAGAUGAACUUAACAGGGAAUGCAGAUGGAUAUAUGCAUAACAACUACAGCGCACUGUUAGGGGUGUGGAUCUAUGGUUUUUUUGUGGUGAUCUUGCUGGUACUGGACCUUUUAUAUUACUCUUCAAUGAACUAUGAUAUUUGCAAAUUUUACCUAGCACGGUGGGGAAUACAGGGAAAGUGGAUGACACAAGGACAGAGCCGAUGGAUUAAUUCUGCUCAGGACCCAAGCCAAGUACAGACUCAGCCUCAGCCAGAGACGCAGCCUCAAACUCAGCCUCAGCCACAGCCUCAGACAUCACAGACAGUACAUACUCUCAAAGGAGAUGCUUUAAGCCCACCCCUGAUGUCUUUUCAGAGUACAUCUGCCUGAAAAGUAUAUUGAUGUGCCUCAGGAUGGGAGAGGUAAGAUCAGACUCCAUGGAGCAGCUUUCAAGGAAACCAAUUCAAUGACAAGAACUUAAAAAAUGGUGGAUAAGCAGCAGAGAGAGAAAAAGGACCGGAUGGAGGUUGACCAAGUCACCUGGAGAGAAACAUCUUUCAGACAACCUCUAUAGGCAAACAAUGUAGAAAGAGUUUCCAGAAGACAGUAGUCCGUAAGCAAUAUUUUAAUUUUAGACCAACAAUAUUAUCUUUGAAAGGAAGCAUAAUGUCUGAGAAAGUGCUCAGUAGGAAGAAAAUAAAGUUGCUCUGGCAAAUCUGGACAAAGGUGGAAAAAGAUCACAAGACAAACCUUUGGUAGAUAACUUUUCUUUGCCUCCCCAUCCAUCUAUUGCCAUUUGAGCCUAAUCUAAAUGUCAGAAUAAGGAAUGUGAGUUUUUCCAAAGUUCUCUGGUGAUUACUUUGUCACAAUAGAGUAGAUGCUGGCAGUCCCCACGUUGUCAUGCAUAACAAGGUAUGUGAAGCCUUCACCACCAAUCAAACUGCAGGAUAGCAGCUGAUUCAGCCUUAGUGCACAUUUUAAGAUCAUUGGCAAUGAUUUUGCUAAGAUAUCAAAUACCUGAAUACAUCUCAGCUUCAAUAGCUUCACAUGCUUUUCUGAAGAGGGGAGCUUUUAUUAAGAAGCAACAGGCACCCCAUUCCUCCCCCAUACUCCUUGAAGCUGAAAGAAUAUUAGAAGACAAGCAACAACCUUUAUAUUACAAAAGCAAUAAUACCAUUGUCCCUCUGCUUUACAAGGCAAUAAUCCAAUUCCCUCAGCCACUGACUGAUGUCAGAGUUUAUCCCUCCCAAAUCUAAGAGUUCAUUUGUAAGUCAAAAGAGAAAUGAUGCUGACACAGAAGCACCUGGAGUACUUGGUGACUAAGUUAAGAAAGCUUAACUUAACUUUCCACAGGACAGGUUUACUUAAAAAUCACACAAUAUCAAUUACACGAGCAAAUUCUGUGAAAUGUAAUCAUUUGUUAAGAUCUAUUUGUGGAAAACCUGGCAAUGACAACUAAGCAGAGUUCAUCUAGAAAUUGCAACACAGCGUCACGCUAAUACCAAAUUAAUUUUUCCUGCCUAAUCUUUUGUCCCGCGGAUACAAGUAAUUUUAUAAUAAUGACAUAUUUUAUUGUACAAACAGCAUGAAGAACAUUUUGCCAGUGUGUAUAAAGAAGCACCUUGUGAAUAAUUAUUUUUUUAUUUUUAUUUUUUUAGUCUUUUUGAUUUGAGAGCAUUUUAGUCUUAAGGUGAACUCAAAAGGGAUAGAUUCCUGAGAGAUCUGAGCUAAUUCAUAGCUACUGGAGUGCAUGACAGUAUGCAACUGAAUUCCCCAGGAACAAUUACUGUUGGGAGGAGCCAGCAGGACUAGAGAGCAUAGGAAUGCCUGGUCUCCAAAGAAGAUCUGAAGAGGAUACUGAUAUGCUCAAGUCCCUUUUCUUUGCAAUCCAACUGGUAAAAAUAAAAAAAAAAAGCAGAGUAUAGAGCCUGUAUAGAGGCAGGCAACAACUAACUACCAAGAACUCAAAUGCUGCAGAUAAGUAUGUCAGCCUGCAGGCAUUAGGCUCCAUCUUGCUCUAGGUAAGCAGAAGUCUGGCUGCCCUCUCUCUUCACAGAAUGUUGUUCUUUCCAGCACUUCAAAUAAAAAGCAGUCAGUACUUUUUAAACCUUGUUUCACUCCAAACACAGCGGACCUUAGUUUUUCACAAGAACAUUUCAUUAGUGCAUGGCAGAAGCAUUCAAGGAACUUCAGCUGGGAGCAAAAAAGAACCUCCUGCAAACAAGCACCGUAAGUAGCUUGCAGAUAUCAGCACAGCCCCAGUGGCUCAAGUGUGGGAGCCUGGAGCUUCAGCAGGGGAAUGAGCUGAGCUCUGAGUGUUGGCAGAUCUCUCCUAGUGAGAGAUGGUGAUGCUAGCAGGGCCACCUUGCAAGAACAGCAAGGAAGCCAAGUAGCUGGAAACAACACUAUCCAUGCCUCUGCAGGCAUCGUGUCCUCGCCCAGUUCCACACUGGCUCCAAGAUUCACGAUCCCUUGCAGACAGCCACCAAAGUCUCUAUGCCUACAGCAGUCAGUCCCACAUUGGUGUUUUGCAGUAGCUGUUUGCUCCUUUGGCCUUCUGCCAGCAUCUUCUUUCAUUGUGAGGCAAUGGGCCACAGAGAGCUUUGUAAAAAUUUAUGUUCAUGGAGGAAUUUGUAUUAGAUACUGAUUUGUGUGAAUUACUGUAUUUUGUAAGGGUUUUUUCCCUCUGGGAAUUGUGCGUUAUUAAUGAGCAGUUUUAUGCUUUACUUCUAGUACAUGUAUACCUUGUAAUUGAUUAGCAGUUUUCUUUGUUUUCCUUUGAUUCUACAUACAAAGCCAGUUAAUAUAAGGUAGAUACUCUCUGGCUGAAGUUCUGAUUUUGCCUACCAAUUAAUUUAUGGAUAAAUCCACAUCGUAGCUGAUGAUAUGCAUCAACUGUGUUGCUAUAAUCACCUGAUAGCCUACCUAGUUUUGCAGAAUAGACCUUGAAUAAGACUAAUGCUUGCUGGGCCUUAAACUAAAGGGAAACAGUGCACACACAUUUCCCAACCCCAAUUUCUGUCAGCCUUUCUCCCACACUGAUUUCCCAUAGUGACAAGAUAUUGCAGAAGAGCACUGCUAGACAAAAGGUAGCCCGAACAUUCCAAACUUCUGUACAGUAGAGCUCUGAUAGUGCCAUGCAUUCACCUGACCAAAGUAAUCAUGGUGUAUCAGAUGAACUGCAAUGAAUCAUUCAAGUAUUUCUGCAGAAAGAGCCAGGUUCAAACGUGAUCUCUCUCUAAAAGAAAAGACCUAGGCUAAAAUAUAUUUCUCAGUUUCCAUCCUGGUAUAGUUUGAAAAACAAAGGAUAUAAAAUUAAUAUAAAAAGUGCAUAAUUUCAGUGUACACCCUGUAUACCAAUGGCAGCUACUUCAGUGGCUGUUAAUUACAUUUGUGUUCCAGAAGCUUUCUUCCUUGUCCAACUCAUCUUCUCUCCUACGUUUCACUGAGAACUGAGUGUCCAACUUCUUAAUAAUUGCUGUGCGUAACGUAGAACAUAAAAAGAUACGUAAUACAGCUUGUGCAGGACUUGGUGUUGUAAUUAACCAUAUUUCGUGCCUGGUUAUCGAUUGUACAAAAAAACAGAAAGUGACAACAACCUGGCCUUUUAAUGUAUACAUCAGCAUAUUGUAGCAGCUAUUUUAGAUAACUGUUUUUAAUAGUUUUAUUAUGGUUGUAAUUUCUAUACGAGGACUGUCCAUUUGCAGAAGUGUUGAAGUAAUGCAUCAAAGCAAUUUUUAAAGCCAGUUCUAUUUAAUUACCAGUGGUGACGUAUGAAAAUUAGGACAACUGAAACAAAACCCAAAACCCAACCAAUUCACUGGAAGGAAACACAUUUUCUCAUCCUUGAAAAUUCUAUUGCAUAAGACAUUUUUUUCUAGUCCUCUUUUUACAUAACUAGUAAAUCACUAAGAAGAUAAUAGAUACAGUACAAUAGUCCAUUUUAAUAAUCUACAGUCAAAUUUUAGGCUAAUUAAGCAAACUAGAAAUUCUAGGGUUACAGUGAUUUCUCACUAUUGAAAUGCUGACAAUAAUACUGUUUACAUAACACUUGAUGUUUGAAAUCAAUGUGCCAGUGUCCAGUGAUUUGCUAAUCUAGUUUUUGAUCUAAACCUGUCCUGUUUUUUGCAGCAUACUUAACUUCAUAUUAUGAAUCAUGUUGUCUUUCUAAAGUGGUUGCCAAGUAAACCAAAAAUGUGUUUUACACUGCUAUUGCACUGCUCUUGUCUUUAUAUACAGUAGUUUUUAUAAAGAUGUCCUUAGGUUUUAAUAAAUGAGUGUAAUGUAAACUGUUCUCUGUAAUAAAACUUGCUUUAAUGUUUCAAGACCAUCUGGAAUAGCUUUAGAGGUCUGAGU
Messenger RNA from Meleagris gallopavo (turkey), 4767 nucleotides. Lineage: Eukaryota; Metazoa; Chordata; Aves; Galliformes; Phasianidae. The record is from RefSeq and is a predicted model, not a curated record.